Corythoichthys intestinalis (scribbled pipefish) is the source of this 1754-nucleotide messenger RNA. RefSeq names its product TBC1 domain family member 15. Gene Ontology annotation, molecular function: GTPase activator activity. The transcript is spliced from 10 exons. NCBI's taxonomy places the organism in Eukaryota, Metazoa, Chordata, Actinopteri, Syngnathiformes, Syngnathidae. The record is from RefSeq and is a predicted model, not a curated record. Gene Ontology annotation, biological process: activation of GTPase activity. The coding region runs from base 630 to 1754 and encodes 374 amino acids.
GUGUCUCAAAUCCCCUGGAACCAGAGUAAAGGUCAUUUGCCCACAGUUUACACUUCAUUGAUUGCUUACUUGAUUUGCUUUGAUGAUGAUUUCUCAAGAAGAAAAGUAUUUCAGAAGCAUGUUUGUAGGCAAAAUAUUAUUAUUAACACCCUUUUACACCGCUCACCUGUGGACCAGAUACUUAGCUAAGUCCAUGCAUUGAGGCUAAAUGUUGCCUAUAAUGAUGCCUUGAGGCUGUUAUUUCGUGUGCCUAGAUGGUACAGCGCCAGCCAAUUAUUUGUCAGUUCUGGGUUACCCACCUUUAAAGUGCUAUUAAGAAAUCUGAUGUAUAAGUUCGUGUGUUGAUUAAAUGACUCUGAAAAUAGUAUUUUAAUGAAAAUAACGGGCCCUAAAAAUAGUUAUAGAUGUACGUAAAGCAUGUGGCGCCAUUGAUGUAAAAGCCUGUUUGUUGUGCACAGAGAGUUUGUGCCUUUUUAAUGUUCUUUCUUUUGUAGUUUCUGUUCCUGUGUUCCUGGUUUGUGUGCUAUGGACAGCCUGUGUGACUCCUGAAUAAAGAUCAUGUACUGUAUAUUUUAAGCGGUGGUGUGUCCCCCACUGAGCGUGGCCUGGCAUGGCGCUUCCUGUUCGGGAUGUACCCAUGCAGCUCAACUACUUUAGAACGACCUCUGCUGCAGGAGCAGCUGGCAGUGCGUUACCAGGUCAUGAAGGCAAAGUGGCAGAACUUCCUCCCCUCGGCUGUUCGGAUGCAGCUAAAUGGCACUGAUUCUGAGCUGGUGGCUGCAGUUGGCUAUUUUAACCAGAGGCAAGCAUUAGUACAGCAACAGGCUCACAACUUGAGAGACGAAAUCAGAGACAGGGUGACGUUUUUGGAGCUCCAAGCACAGAUAUUGUUCGAGCGUGUUACAUUUGACGAGAAAGAGCUGCAGGAAGCCAUCCGAAUUAUUAACAAAGAUGUCCCAAGAACCAACAGGGACCUGAGCUACUACCAAGGUGAAGGGUCAGGUAAUUUGUUGAUAUUACGAGACAUCCUCAUCACCUACGCCGCUUUCCAUCCAGAGGUGAGUUAUGCCCAAGGAAUGAAUGACCUAUGUAGUCGAUUCCUCGAGGUCAUGGAUUGUGAGGUUGACAGUUUCUGGAGUUUUUCAUGCUACAUGGAAAAAUUCGCCAAAGAUUUUCGAGAAGACGGUCUGCACAGAAAAAUAGAGUUGGAAGCAGCUCUGUUAAAAGAACUGGACCCUCAGCUUCAUCUCCACUUGGUCACGGACAAUUUGGAGUGCUUCACCUUCUGUCACAGGUGGCUCCUGCUAGGCUUCCAGCGAGAGUUUGAACACAGCGAUGCACUUCGUUUGUUCGAGAUACUGAGCUGUGACCACCUGGAGCUUAUUUCCCAACAAGUGGACAGGGCGCGUUAUCAGGAAAGGCUAGCCCAAAAAUUUUGCACAGACACCGAGUGUGAGUCAGAGAUGCAGGCCGUCAACACAGACUUUACGUUCGAGUUGUUCAUCUGUGCAGCCAUCCUGUUGGACAACCGAGACACUCUACUGCAAUGCCAAGAUGAUGUCCAGCUGAUCCAGUUUACCAGCAGCCUGCAGGGAACACUUGACUUGAACAGCACACUGAAGAAAGCAGAGUGUCAUUUCUUCAACUACUGCAAACGCUGUGCUUGGGACUCAAUGAACUGCCGUUGUAGAGCACACAACAGCAAAGGAGAAGACUUUCUAUAUCAGCUUCGUAGUUUAUUUGUUUUAAGAUAA